Messenger RNA from Ctenopharyngodon idella (grass carp), 9916 nucleotides. RefSeq names its product collagen alpha-6(VI) chain-like. The coding region runs from base 661 to 8685 and encodes 2674 amino acids. The transcript has 46 exons. NCBI's taxonomy places the organism in Eukaryota, Metazoa, Chordata, Actinopteri, Cypriniformes, Xenocyprididae. Gene Ontology annotation, biological process: extracellular matrix organization. Gene Ontology annotation, molecular function: serine-type endopeptidase inhibitor activity; extracellular matrix structural constituent conferring tensile strength. The record is from RefSeq and is a predicted model, not a curated record.
CACCGGCGAGAGUUUCGAAAGCACACUGCCUCUUCAGGUCCAGGUGAAAUCUAAAGUGGUUCCAGACAACACGAAGACGGCCUGCAAACCAGUGGUGUCGUGUAGUGAAGAGGAGUGGGAGAGAAACAAGAGAACGUGUGAUCACUGAACUCCAUUCUCUGAUGAACUCCAUUGCGAAUCAGAAAACUGGAAGGAACGACCCACACUGGCAACACCCUUCAGAUCUCACACGCAGGAAUUUCCGUCAGUCGCGUCUCAAAGGUCCAUCAGUCUCCCUCGACGAGUGGCAGAAAAGAAACCUUCUUGCCUAUCGACGCUUUGUUAAUGUGCCGGACAUUUUCCACAGAAGCCCAGUGCUGUGAUUUAUUUAUUUGUUUGAUUUUAUUGUUAUAUAUUUGUUGUCAUUUCAUAUCUUUGCUCUUUGUCGUUGUUAUGAAGAGUGCUGAUUUCACAACACCAAACUGUGGUCGGCCAGAUGUCUGUGUAGUGUCUGCCAGUCAUAACAUCAGCAUUUGCAGAGAGAUUCAACUGUUCUUCCUCUUAUAAACCACAUGCGAAAAUGCGCAAGAAUUUUCACCAUAAAUAAGGUUAGGUUCGAAAAUAUUGCAAAAUGCUUCUCUUGCCUGACAUCAACAAUGAGACUGCAUUAGUCGAGACACCAUGGAAGAGGAAGAGCAGCUGGGAUCUGAAGCCAGUAUUCUGUCUUGUGGUCUUGCUGACGGACAACAGACUGAGAGGAAAUGUCCACAGAUACAGGGAACAAGGAACUCAAGCAUGGAGAAGGAGUGGAGAUUACUUGGCUUCCUUUUUCUGUCAUUAUGUUUUCUUGUCAGCAAUGGCCAAAAACGUGUCUGUACACAGGAGACUGUGGCUGACAUUGUAUUCCUGGUGGAUGGCUCUACCAGUAUUGGGCUGGAAAACUUCCAACAAAUCCGUGAAUUCCUCACUUUUCUCAUACAGACCUUUGAAGUUGCUCAUGACAGGAUCAGGAUCGGUCUGGUUCAGUACAGUGACAAACCGCAUACUGAGUUUUCGCUCAACACUUAUCAGAAAAAAGAGGAAAUUCUCAACUACAUCCAAAAUCUGCAUUAUAAAACCGGCGGGACAUAUACCGGCCUGGGUUUGGACUUCAUGCUGGAACAGCAUUUUGUUGAAAAGGCCGGAAGUCGAGCACAGCAGAAUGUUCCUCAGAUUGCCGUUGUUAUCACAGAUGGUGAUUCUCUAGAUGAGGUUGAGUCACAUGCUCAGGAGCUGAGGGACAGGGGAAUCAAAAUAUUCGCCAUAGGGAUCAAAGAUGCGAACGAAACGUUACUGAGACAGAUCGCAAAUGAGCCAUAUGAUCAGCACGUCUACAGCGUAUCAGACUUUGCAGCUCUGCAGGGAAUCUCUCAGAGUGUAAUCCGGGAACUGUGUAACACUGUAGAGAAAACACACAUAGAGGUCAUCAGGAUGUCAAAAGACUGCAACGAGACUGCACAGGCAGACAUUGUGCUCCUUGUGGACUCGUCUGGUAGCAUUGGAGACAGUGAUUUUGAAGAAGUGAGGAAGUUCCUCCAUGCUUUUGUGGAACAAUUUAACCUUAGACCUGACAAGGUGAGAGUGGGACUUGCCCAGUUCAGUGACAGACCAUACCCAGAGUUCUUACUUGGUGAUUAUAUAGAUAAGAAAGACCUGCACCAAAAGUUGGAUGCUUUCAUCUACCGUGGAGGAGGCACCAACACCGGUCAGGCCCUGACUUUCAUCCGUGAGAAUUACUUUAGCCUGGCCAGAAAGAAUGUCCCUGGCAUUGCUAUAGUCAUCACAGAUGGGGAAUCACAGGAUGCUGUACAGGAACCUGCCCAGAGACUGCGAAAUAUGGGAGUUGCCAUCUUUGUCAUCAGGGUGGGAAUGGGCAACAUGGAGAAACUGCACACCAUUGCUAAUGUCCCACAUGAAGAGUUCUUAUUCAGUAUUGACAGUUAUCAAGAACUGCAAGGUCUAAAAGUGAGUCUACGCAACAAAGUGUGCUUUACCGUGGAGAUCCAGUCACAAGCUUUUGUGAAAAAAUAUGCUGAUCUCUUCAUACUGGUUGAUAGUUCAGCAUCUAAACAAGAGCAGCAAACAAUAAGGAAUUUCCUCUAUAGACUGGUCAACCAGCUGGAAGUGGGGAAGAAUGCUAAUCGUGUCGGCCUGGCUCAGUUUAGCGAAGAUGUCAAAGAGGAAUUCCUGCUUAAUACUGACAAGACCAAGAAUGAGAUGGUGUCAUUUAUUCGCAACCUGCAGCUGAGGCCUACAGGGGAGCGUAGAAUUGGCCAUGCCAUUGAAUAUGCCCACACACAUUUCUUGAACAGCACUGCUGGAAGCCGUGUCUCUGAAGGGUUUAAGCAGUUCCUGUUAGUUAUCUCUGCUGGAGAAUCCGCUGAUGGUGUCGUCCAAGCAUCCCGAACAAUCAAAGAAGAUGCAGUGACAGUUUUUGCUGUUGGCUUAAACAAAGCUGAUCCGUUUGAGAUGAAGGACAUCUCUAGUCCACAGCACAGCUACAAGUUAGUAGGUAAUGUUCCACAAGUGCAACAGAAACUUAAGUCUGCCAUUGACACAUGGGAAGACGCUGCCGUCACAGAGGAGUGCACGUUUGAUGUGGUGGCGGAUAUCGCUUUUAUUGUUGAUCAGUCCAGCAGUAUCAGAUCCAAAAACUUCCAACUUGUGCGUGACUUUCUCGAGAACACCAUCGGAGGUCUCGAUGUGGGCGAGGGAAAAAUAAAGGUAGCUGUGAUCCUCUAUAGCGACUUCCCUCGAGCUGAUGUGUACUUGGACACCUUCAAUGAUAAGGCUGACAUCCUGCGCUACAUCAGUAGCAUGGCGUAUGGUCGUGGUAAAACAUACACUGGAGCUGCUCUCAGGUUUGCCAAAGAGCAUGUGUUCACCAAAGCAAGAGGCAGCAGAAGAGAUGAGCAUGUUCAGCAGGUUGCUGUUGUUAUUACCGAUGGAAAGUCCACAGAUGACGCGGCCAGCGCUGCGGCAGAUUUGCGGCGAUCAGGCGUCACUGUAUUUGCGCUUGGUAUCAAAGACGCAAAAGAGGAUGACUUGAGAGAGAUCGCAUCCUACCCACCCAAGAAGUUUGUGUUAAAUGUGGAACGCUUUGAUCAACUAAAUUCACUUGCGAAGAUUUUAACCAAAACACUUUGCAAUGAAAUCACAGAUGCCAUCAUACCUAAAUUCUCAUUCAGAGCAGUAUCUAAAGGUUGCAAGCAAACAGUCAAAGCUGACAUAUACUUCCUUGUGGAUGAAUCAGGAAGUAUAGACCCUGCAGACUUUGAAGAUAUGAAGAAAUUCAUUAUUGAAUGGCUUGAUGUGUUUGAGAUUGGAAAUGACUAUGUGCGCAUUGGGGUGGUGAAGUUUGAAAGCCUUGCAACCACAGUUUUCCGAUUACACAACUAUAGCACAAAAACUGAUGUCAAAAAGGCAGUGAAGGAUCUUCAAAUGAAAGGAGGGGGCACCAGAACUGAUCUGGGGUUAAGAGAAAUGAUACCGCUAUUCAAAGAAGCUGUACAAACACGUGGGGAAAAGGUUCGUGAGCUGCUGAUUGUAAUCACAGAUGGAGAAUCAAUAGGGACAGAAGAGCCGGUAGAAGUUCCUGCUAAAGAACUGAGAACAGAACAGAAUGUCACCAUUUAUGCUAUUGGUGUGAAAACCGCAUCUGUGCCCGAGCUGGAAUUAAUAUCUGGCAGCCCACAAAGGACGUUUUAUGUCAAAAACUAUGAUUUUCUCAAGGAUAUUAAGAAAGACAUCCUUACAGACAUAUGUUCCUUUGAAGGUUGUGAAGGUCUUUUUGCAGAUGUUGUCUUUCUGAUCGAUGGAUCAGAAAGUGUUAGCGCUGAUGACUUUGAAAAGAUUAAGCGCAUAAUGGAGAAUGUGAUAGAAAAGUUUGCAAUUGGACCAGAGAAGGAGCAUGUCGGAGUUGUUCAGUAUGGUACAAACACAAAAGAGGAGUUUUCCUUAAAUGCAUUUGAUGAUAAAGCUACAUUAUUAGAGGAAAUUAGAAAUAUCAGACAGAUGAAUGGAAAAACUUACACUGGAAAAGCACUCACAGAAGUAUUGCAAUCUUUUGACAAGUCUAAAGGAGGACGCUCCACUGCCUUGAAGUUCUUGAUAGUUCUUACAGAUGGAGAUAGUAGGGAUGAUGUAGCCCAACCUGCGAAAGUCCUGAGAGACAAAUCCAUCAACAUCAAAGCCAUUGGUAUGAGACAUGCAAACAGAUCUCAGAUUCUUGCCAUUGCUGGAUCCCAUGAAGGUGUGUUCUUUGAAGACGCAGUUGCUUCCCUGAAAGAAUUAAGCAGUGAUGUUCUUCUCAAGAUCUGUAACACGGAAUGCAAGACACCUGAACUGAUUGACAUAAUCUUCCUUGUGGAUGCCUCUGGUAAUCCCAAUAAAGAUGGUUUCCAGGAAUUUAUAAGCCUAAUGACACAUGUGGUGAACAAAUCUGUGGUUGGAGAAAGACGGGUACGAUUUGGCGCCAUCACCUACUCUGACAGCCCUCAAUCGGAGUUCACCCUGAAACAGUACAAAAGUCAGGCUGAUGUUCGGAGGGUUAUCUCAAACCUCAAACCUUCAGGGGGAAGAAGAAACACGGCCCGGGCCCUUAAAUAUACACUCUCCUACUUUGACGAAACACAUGGUGGACGACGGGCGAAGAAUGUACCCCAAGUGCUGUUUCUGAUUACAGAUGGCAAGGUUAAUGACUUGAGUGGACUGGAAGGAUGGCCUGAAUCCCUGGCAAAAUCAGAAGUCAACUUUUUUGCUAUUGGUACUGAAGAUGCCGAUGAGGACCAGCUAAGGGAGAUGGCGGGAGAGAAAGGAAGAGUGCACUAUGCAAGCACCUACCAGGAUCUGCGCGGACGACAAAAAACAAUCACCCAAGAGCUCUGCAAUCUUACCAAACCAAUUUGUGAGAUGGAGGUAUCAGACCUUGUUUUUUUAAUUGAUGGAUCAGAGUCUAUUAAGGAACCAAGUUGGUAUAUUCUCAAACAAACCAUGAUUGGCAUCGUGAAAGAACUGGAUAUUGCUCAAGACAAGUGGCGAGUGGGUGUCGCCCAGUUCAGCGAUAUACUCUUGCAUCAAUUUUACCUGAACACAUACACUAGUUUUGCAGAAGUGAAGCAAGUUAUAAACAAUAUUAAGCAACGAAAGCAGGGCACACAUACUUGGGACGCCCUGAAAUUAAUUAGACACUACUUCACAAAAGAGAAUGGAUCCAGAAUAGAUGAAGGAGUCGCUCAGAAUCUCCUGCUGAUCACAGAUGGAGAAGCUACUGAUGAAAAAGACUUGAAUGCAUUGGCUUAUCUCAGAAACAAGGGAAUAACAAUAACUGUUAUUGGGGUUGGCAAUGAAAUAAAAAAAUCUGAGCUGCGUGAAAUAGCUGGAUCACCUGACCGGGUCCUCAUUGAGACUUUCGAAAGCCUUGAACUGAAGACAACCAUAAAGAAAGUGUUAAAUUUCCUCUGUAAAGACCAAAGACAGCCUCCCGAACAUGAUUGCAGUAUUGACGUUGCCUUUGGGUUUGACGUGUCCAGACAAUCAACACAGCCUCUGUUGAGACGUCAGGUGGAACCGAUAGUUACUGCAGCCAUCCACAGUAUCUCCAUGAUGGGUGAUCUGUGCUGUGUCAAAGUGGACAACAUUAAAACUAGAUUUGGCUAUAGGCUAGUGUCUGGACAAAAUGGCAGAGUUCUGGAUAAUUUUAGCUUUGAGGAGUACAACAAGGAUGUGGUCAGGAAAGUGAUGUUACUGCGACCUACGGAGCCCCUGGCCUUCAACGAGUUUCUGUUAGAUUCCUUCAAAGAAAUGUUUGUCGUCUCCAAAGCCAAGGCAAAGGUUUUAAUAAUCUUUACAGAUGGAUUAGAUGAUAGCAUUCAGCGUUUAAUGGCGAGUUCAGAAAGACUUCAGCAAAGCGGGGUCGAUACACUGCUGAUUGUGUCUUUGGAGGGAAUAAUGGAUGUUCACCAGCUGGAAUUUGGCAGAGGUUUCAGCUACAUGCAGCCACUGACCAUCAACAUGCUGAAUUUAGGCAAUGCUCUUAUGAAACAGAUUGAAACAGUGGCGCUGAGGAAAUGCUGCGAUGUGCCUUGUUCAUGCACUGGUGUACCUGGACCACGAGGACCGCCUGGAAGUCUGGGUCAAAAGGGAUCUAGUGGUCAGAAGGGUCAUCCUGGAUUUCCAGGAGAUGAAGGUAGUAUGGGAGAGCGAGGACCACCAGGGCUGAUUGGAACUCAGGGACACAACGGUUGCCCUGGAAACAGAGGAAUCAAGGGCCAGCGAGGCUACAAUGGAAAUAAAGGAGAAGAUGGGGAGGACGGGCUGGAUGGAGUGGAAGGAGAACAGGGCGAUGCUGGUCUAGAUGGGCUUCCAGGACCUAAAGGAGACCCGGGCAGUGCUGGUAUGAAGGGUUUCAAAGGGAGUCCUGGAACUAAGGGACACAGCGGUCUGAGAGGAGAUCCUGGAUCACCAGGAAUAGACAACAAUAAUUCAGGUCCAAAAGGCGAGAGAGGAGAUACUGGGCUCCCGGGUGACCAGGGGCCUUUUGGACUCCCAGGCAGACCUGGAGAUAACGGUGAUCCUGGUGCUCCAGGAAGAAAAGGCCCACUAGGAUUCCCGGGUGAAUCUUCAAAUGAAAAAGGAGAAGCUGGACAGCCAGGGCCUCCUGGUUACCCUGGACAAGUGGGACCACCAGGUGGAAAUGGGGCUCCAGGAGAAGGUGGUCAUUCAGGUGUACCUGGAAUUCCGGGUCCCUUUGGUCCUUCUGGAGCUAAAGGUUCAAAGGGAGGUCGAGGACCCAGAGGGCCAAGGGGUCUACCAGGUGACGCAGGGAUCAAGGGAGCGCUGGGGCCAGAGGGAUUCAAAGGGCCUCCGGGACAAGAUGGAAGAGAUGGGUAUGGACCUGCUGGGCCCAAAGGACACAAGGGAAACAAUGGAUACUUUGGCCUCCCUGGUUUGCAGGGUGAGGAUGGUACCAAAGGAUCCAGUGGAAGUAAAGGACACAAAGGUUAUCGAGGAACACGGGGGAACGCUGGUCGUCCGGGUAUGCCAGGUGCUCCGGGAGAAAAUGGGAUGGACGGACACAGGGGUGAAAAAGGACUUCCUGGAAUCAGUCCGAUGCCUGAAUGUGACCUGGUCGAAUACAUACGCAAAAACUGCGCUUGCUGCGCUGGAAACCGUUUCCAGUGUCCAGUUUACCCCACAGACCUGGUGAUAGCCUUGGACAUGUCUGUAGGUGUAUCUUCUGAAGUGUUCGAGCGGAUGCGUUCUGCUGCUCUCUCCUUACUGGAAGACAUUUCCAUUGCGGAGACAAAUUGUCCACGGGGAGCUCGGGUGUCUGUGAUCUCCUACAACAGCGAGUCCAGGAACCUGAUCCGUUUCGCGGACCACCAUAAGAAGAAGACCCUUCUGGAAGCUCUAAGAACAAUCGCUGUAGAGAGAACCACAAAAAUCAGGGACAUAGGACAAGCCAUGCUGUUCGUGGCACGGAACGUCUUCAAACGAGCCAGAAAGGGCAGACUUAUGAGGAAGAUGGCUGUGUUCUUCACAAACGGGCCAUCGAAUGAUGAAUCAAGACUCGCCACAGCAAUGCUGGAGUUCAAGGCGGCAGACAUUGGCCUCGGAGUGAUCGCUUUACAACCUGCUGACGAUGUGAGCCAAGCAAUGCAGGUUGACGACACGAGAAGCUACAUUAUUGUUGAUGGCAGAGGAGUGAAUCGCAUUAAGAAGUGCCUCAUAUGUUUUGAUCGUUGUAAACCAGACCCAGAGUGUGGUGUAAUUCUGCGGCCACAACCUCUACAGAUGGACUUGGACCUGUCUUUGCUGCUGGAUGCGUCUAAUAACCUGAACACCCAACAGUAUUCAGAUGCGAAGGAGCUUCUUCUGUCUCUGUUAGACCGGAUCGGUGUGAGCAACGAGCCGAGCAGAGCGGACAGGAAAACCAGAUUGGCCGUCUACCAGCAGAGCUCUGUUUAUGGCUCCUCUUACCUCAACGAGGAGUUCAGCUUCACUAAAUUUAAAGAACGCAAUAUCAUGAAGCGGCAUAUUACUAGUAGAGUGAAGCAAGUGGGCGGGACAUCCCAUCCUGAGUUUGCUUUGGAGUGGCUGAUUACUAACAUUAUCCUUAAAGCAGAAAGACCACGAAGCAAACGAAUGGUUGUGGCUGUUUUUGGUGAAAACUCUGAGCACAGCAAAGCUCAGCUUGAUUAUUUGUCUAGAUUAUGUAAGUGUCAGAAUGUUGUUAUGUUUGUCCUCAUGGCGGGACACAGAUUCGACUGGAACCGGAUGCAGGAUCUCACCAACUCUCCUCUGGAGCAACACCUGGUAUUCCUGGAUGACAGAGAGUACGCCACACGCUUUGUUUACGCCUUCCUGCAUAUGUUCCACAGAGGAAUCUUGCCCCAGUCAGUGAUAGAGACCCGUGAUUGUCGUGGUUUUGUGCUGAGGCCUGUUGGAUUUGGACAAGGAACCACAGAGAGAGAUAUUCUGCCCACUGAUGCGUCCACUGAAGAGCCCAUCACAACAGAAGAACCUCUGGAGGAAUAUGAUUAUAAUGAGCAAAAGACAGAACCAAUCACUGAUGACAAUCAACUUGAGUACACUGAACGCUUUACAGAAGAGCACAUAGAGGACCACACCAAGCCUCCAAAGACUAAAGACCAUGACGCUGGAUGAUCUGACCAAGAGGAAGCAUGCAGAUUAGAAAUAAAGGUGGACCAAGAACUGAUUCUUGAGGUACACCAUGGGAAGGCGCUGAAUCCAGAUCUUCCUGGCCUCUGUUGUGAACAACAGUUAAGAUGGCAUUCCAGGGACCAGUUUACGACAGGGCCCCUCUCUAACUGCUGGUGUGUAAGAAGAUGUGCCACACUGUGAUUGGAUCUUUGGUGAAUGAACAUAAACAAAUGUUCAGCAACAUCAGAUGAGAUGUUAGGACAACUGCCAGACACCUCUUCCAGAGCAGCAAGGGGGACCUUCUGCACCCACCAAAACCAAGGUGAGGACUUCUCAUUAUACGACACAUUGACUCCAACCACCAAACUCAUUCCUAAGGUUUAGGCAAGGACUGCCAUAAAAAUUCCUUCAGGACCCCCUGGAUGGAGCAGCAGUGACUGAAAUAAAGAGAGGCUACAGAUAGCUAUCUAAAUCCAUUCAUACCUACGUUUGGAGGCCUUAAUUCGAUUUAAACUGCAUCACAUCCACUCCAUCUUCAUCUGACCCUUACGGCUCCUACAGCAGCGCAGCCCAGUCUGCAAAGGGCCUCUGCAUCAGCAGACAUUGCCUGUACCACACGGCUCCUCAGCAGCGCAGUCAGCCUGCAAAGGAACCUGUGAAGAUUCAUCUGACCCAGCUGCCCAGUCCAUCCUAAAGGACCCUCUUGGCGCAACCGAAGUUCAGCAUCCUCCAGCCCAGCGUGGCACGACUACUGGAUCGCAACUCCGCGCCCUCCCACUGCACGCAGCCUGCAUCAUCAGUGGAAGACGUCUCUGCUACCAGAUUGAUCACCUGACUGUGUGGAAUGUAAAUAUAAACUUACCAAACCUCUUUCUAGAGACCUUGGCAUUAGUUUAUACAAGCAGCAUAUGUUUUUCUAACCUGUUUAGAUAACAGUUACUUGAGGUCAGCUUGUUACAAAUAAUAGGGAUAUUAUUUGUUGAAUGAUAAAUAAGCAAUUAUUUAUCACCAUUUUACCAGAGCCAUUAGGUGGUUUCCAUAAGAAGCAUUCCCAUUCUACAUUCAGUUCAACAGCAUUGCAUUUAUCCGUUCUGUGUUCACUUCAUUUAUUUGUUUCUUUGAUUUAAUUCAGUAUUCUGCUUUGAUUAUUAUUUUACUAUCUUUUAGAAGUGCAUAUUCAUUAUUUCAUUAUUAAUCAUUGUGGCAUGUCUGUUGUUAAUAAAUUUCAUUGAUU